AGUCAGCGUUUGAAUUAACCUGAUAAAAUGUGAGAGUUUUCCCACCGGGUAAAUGUCAAACUCAAAACAAGUGUCAAAUAGUUACAGCGUAGAGGAUUGAGUGGAUGUGUUAAAUCAGAUAGUCGUGCUUGAAAAUUAAUUAAUUGCUAUAAAUUGUGAAAAAAUGGCUGGUAGUUAUUCGGAAAGAGUUCAGCAAGCUUUUGAUCUGAAUGACAGGCAAUUCUAUUUUCAAUUCCACUUGACAAAGCCUCUGGUACGACUUUUGAUUUCGGAUAUUCGGGAGUUUGCUCCUCCACCUCGGAGCAUCAGUGGUAUCCCCCUUGAGCUAAAAGUUCUCGUAUUCUUGAACUUUUUGGCGAGUGGAGGAUACCAAAAACGGGUUGGGUCGACCUUUUUGCUUCAACUGAGCCAGGCAUCAGUUUCUAGAAUUGUUGACGAGAUGAGCCGAAUAGUGGCAGUGAAUUUAAAAUCUCGAUAUAUUAUUUUCCCAUCCACUGUUGAGGAGGUUAAUAAGAAGAAAGAAGGGAAUGUGACUAUCGAGCUACCAGCACAUUAGACCCUUCUACAGAUAAUAAUGUAUCAAUCUCCGGAUCCAACCGAUCGAGAAGAGAAGCACUUACUGAGUUCUGUGUUCGAACAGGCGACCUUUCGGAAGCUAGCUUGAAUGCUCUAUCCAUUGCGCUCUGACUCCUUCGGAAAAUUUUUCUUAAUUUUCUUAGCUCUUAACGUACUUGGCUUUUUUUUUCGUCUAAAUAUUCAUUAAAAAAAAGUCUUAACUUUAAUUUUUUGCGUAUAUGAAAGAAAUGUUUAUGAUCCCUGUUAUAUUGUGCAUAAUAAAAGAUAUACUCAUAGGUAUUUACUAAACUUGUUUUUAGGUUUCGAACAAAGUAUCAUAUCAAUGGUAUUGUGGGUGCCAUUGAUAACACCCAUGUUCCG
Lutzomyia longipalpis is the source of this 936-nucleotide messenger RNA. RefSeq lists its product as uncharacterized. The coding region runs from base 164 to 556 and encodes 130 amino acids. The record is from RefSeq and is a predicted model, not a curated record. The transcript has 3 exons. NCBI's taxonomy places the organism in Eukaryota, Metazoa, Arthropoda, Insecta, Diptera, Psychodidae.